This is a messenger RNA of Nematolebias whitei (Rio pearlfish), 3591 nucleotides long. RefSeq names its product regulator of chromosome condensation 2 (gene rcc2). Gene Ontology annotation, biological process: cyclic nucleotide biosynthetic process; intracellular signal transduction. The coding region runs from base 1 to 2928 and encodes 975 amino acids. The record is from RefSeq and is a predicted model, not a curated record. Lineage: Eukaryota; Metazoa; Chordata; Actinopteri; Cyprinodontiformes; Rivulidae. The transcript is spliced from 16 exons. Gene Ontology annotation, molecular function: phosphorus-oxygen lyase activity.
AUGUCAGAGCUGGACUUGAUGAAAAAGAAGCAGCGUUUCGCCUCUGGGACCCAUUUGUCCUCGGCCUCCCUGAAGAGGAGGUUUUUAAAGAAGAGGAGGUGGAGGAGGAGGAGGGUGACUCCGGAGGCGCAGCAUGAGGAGGACAGCGACUGCGAGCCGUGCAGAUGUUUCAUAUUUUCCACGUCCAGCAGCAACCGCACCGUCCACCGGAUUCUGACCGCCUGCCUGCUCUCCUUCCUGGCUCUGCUCGGCUCCGUGUCCGUCGACCUCAGCGCCAGCUUGGACCUGCUGCGCUCCACGGAGGCCGCUUACGACGAGCUGACUUCCUGCAGGACGAUAACUCUUCUGCAGCUCGUCAAAGAGCUUCAGAAGAUGAGGCGUUUCUUUGCCACAAACACGAGCGAUGAGACUCUGGACACCAGCUUUCCUGCAGUGGAUCGUCUCUGUGAUGAAGUGGAGAGUUUUAGUGACGGCCGUGGACUCCCUUGCAGCGUUGAGGUGUCUGAAUUUUGCCAGGAGACGAUGAGCCACAUUAAAGACGUUUUGAACACCUCCUUAGACGCUAACAGCACAGGUUCUGCCUUGACUCGGGCCAUAGAGAGACUUCUCGACACCUGGGGCUCGGUAGAGGAUUCUUUGGUCAAAGCCAAACAGAACUCUAACUGGAGAGACGUUUUGUCUGCCAGACUUCUGGUGGUGUUCAUAGAGCUCAACCAUCAGCUGAUGUUCUCCCAUCACACAACGGCUCUGUCUGGCUUUCAGCUCAGGUGGACUCGCACUCUGAGCUACCUGAGCUUCGCCCGGGCCAUGACAGAACGCCUGAACCGCUGCUGGUUGGAGAACAUGAACCAGGAGAUGAAAUCUUGUGUUUUUGACACGAGUCAGUGGCAGAUUUCUGGGGCUGGAAGUGACAACUUGUCCGGGUCUCACACAGGAAUUCAGGUUCUGAUACAAACCCAGCGUUGCCUUUUUGAUCGUGCAUCCUCAGCUCUUCUGUCGAAGUCUCGGUCCAUGUCCUCGAGUCUGAGUAUGAGGAUCUGCCUGCUGGCAUUAGCCUGCCUCAUCUACCCGGCAGUGAUGUUCUCCUUCAAGCAGAUGACUGAGUGGAUUCAGAACUACGCCGGGAGGCUGAAGGAGAAGUCCGAGGACCUGAAGCGCCAAAGGCAACUGGCUGAAGAUCUGCUGCACCAAAUGUUGCCAAAGUCAGUCGCCAAGCAGCUACGAAAGCACAAACACGUUGAAGCUGAGAGUUACGAAAGAGUGACCAUUUUCUUCUCGGAUAUCGUGGGCUUCACCGCCAUCUCUGCGUCCUGCGCUCCUCUGCAGGUGGUGGAGAUGCUCAACAGCCUGUACAUGUGCUUCGACACCCGCAUCGACUCCUACGACGUCUACAAGGUGGAGACCAUCGGAGACGCCUACAUGGUGGUGAGCGGCCUCCCUGAGAGAAACGGCGACAGACACGCUGAUGAGAUCGCCAAGAUGGCGUUGGACCUGCUGGCGGCCGUCAGACAGGUGGUCAUCCCUCACAUGCCCAACGAAAGGCUGCAGCUGCGAGCGGGCAUCCACACAGGUCCGUGCGUGGCGGGGAUCGUGGGCUACAAGAUGCCCAGGUACUGCCUGUUUGGAGACACGGUGAACACCGCCUCCAGGAUGGAGUCCACCAGCCUGCCUCAAAAAAUCCACACCAGUUCAGAAACGUACCUGGCUUUGAUGAAAGACAACGCCUACGAGCUGCAGCUCCGCGGAGAAAUCGAGGUGAAGGGGAAAGGCAAGCUGAACACGUACUGGCUCGUCGGCCAUAGAAACUACAGCGUGCAGAACGACAGUCUGGUUUGCAACUGGAACCCCAACAUGGCCAGGAAGAAGAAGAUGGUGGCCGGCAGUCGUAACGACAAAGGUCAGCUGGGUCAUGGAGACACCAAACGUCUGGAGGCUCCAAAGAUCGUCGAGGGCCUGGCCGAUCAGGUGAUCGUUUCUGCCGCCUGCGGACGCAACCACACGCUGGCGCUCACAGAGGACGGCACCGUUUACUCCUUUGGUGAGAACAAACUGGGUCAGCUUGGCCAGGGCAGUCAGACGGACGCCGUCCUCAGUCCAGCACCGAUUUCCUACAACGGCCAGCCUCUGGUGAAGGUGUCCUGCGGUGCCGAGUUCAGCAUGGUGGUGGACUGCAAAGGAAACCUGUACUCCUUCGGCUGCCCAGAGUACGGACAGCUAGGUCACAACAGUGACGGGAAGUUCAUCGCUCGGGCCCAGCGGAUCGAGUUCGACUGCGAGCUCGUCCCCCGGCGCGUCGCCAUCUUCAUCGAGAAGUCCAAGGACGGCCAGAUCAUGCCGGUGCCCAACGUGGUGGUCCGAGACGUGGCGUGUGGAGCCAAUCACACGCUGGUGCUGGACUCUCAGAAGAGGGUCUUCAGCUGGGGUUUUGGCGGUUAUGGACGUCUGGGUCACACGGAGCAGAAGGACGAGAUGGUUCCCCGACUCGUCAAGCUCUUCGACUUCCCCGGUCGCGGCGCCGCUCAGGUCUACGCCGGGUACCAGUGCUCCUUCGCCAUCAACGAGAUGGGGGCGCUGUUCUUCUGGGGGAUCACAAACACGUCCAGAGAGUCCACCAUGUACCCCAAAGCUGUGCAGGAUCUGUGCGGCUGGAAGAUCCGCAGCCUGGCCUGCGGGAAGAGCAGCAUCAUCAUCGCGGCGGACGAGAGCACGAUCAGCUGGGGCCCCUCGCCCACAUGUGGAGAGCUGGGGUACGGAGACAACAAACCCAAAUCCUCCACAACCGCUCAGGAGGUGAAAACUCUGGAUGGGAUCUACGUCGAGCAGGUGGUGAUGGGUUACUCCCACUCUCUGGUCAUCACUCGGCACGACUCCCAGCAGGAAAAGGAGAAGCUGAAGAAGCUGCCGGAGUACAACCCCCGGACCAUCUGACCCAGAGCAGAACCGCCGGGACGGCACCAAACAUCCCAACCACCAGCCCACUGGUUCCACACCGAUUCGGACUCUAAAACCCACGGGAGGUCCGGAUGAUCCACCUUUAAAGAACCGGCUCGUCACUCUCAGCUGCGUGGUUCCCACUAAGAAAGUUCCAGUUUUCAGUUAAAAACCCGGUUCUGGUUCUGGUUCCGUCGUCUUCGUUUGAAUUUGUUCGUCGUGUUUUCUGGUGCUAAAGCAGAACCUUCAGACUUUCCCUCUGAGGGGGUUUCAGAGACCAACGCUCCAAAACCUGGACCCUUUUCUACGUCCACGUUCAGGUUACGGGGAUCAUUUUGUAUUUGUUCCGACAGUUUGGGUCCAAUCAGAACCGCGAGGUUCUGAGCUCGUGCACCGCCUGAAGUUACAUUCCUCCCCGCUCAGUGUUUGCAUCCAGGAUGCACCUCAGACCUCGGAGUCCGUCACCUUCACGUCGUUUCUUUCAUUUUGAACUUUUCCUACGCUCAAAGCGGGUUCAACAAGCGGGUCAGAACUUCCAGUCUGGAGCCGAUCCGAAGUUUUCAGGCAGUUUUUAUUUUUAACGAAGCGGGGGAGUUCUGUUUGUCCUGUUCUGUUGUUUACGCUGUUUGUUUUCCAUUGCAAUGAAUAAAGCAUCGUAUA